Cylicocyclus nassatus is the source of this 1131-nucleotide messenger RNA. The record is from the annotation of a GenBank genome assembly. Lineage: Eukaryota; Metazoa; Nematoda; Chromadorea; Rhabditida; Strongylidae.
UACAAGUGCGCGGAUGUUGGUUUCCUCUAGAUUUCAGGUAAUUCAUCCGAAGCAUGGUAUCAUCAUUCACGAAAGCGCAGAUUGACGGAUUUGGAUCGAUUUUGAACGACGUACACAAACCGCUGAAAGCACGAUUCCGAGCGCUCUUCAUCUUGCGCAACAUCGGAUGCGAUCAUUCAGUGCAAUGGAUUGCGAAGUGCUUCAACGAUGACUCUGCUUUACUCAAGCAUGAACUGGCGUAUUGUCUUGGCCAGACACAGAACAAAACAGCGAUUCCCAUCCUCAUGGACGUUUUGACGAACACCAAGCAAGAAGCAAUAGUACGUCAUGAAGCGGGUGAAGCUCUAGGUGCGAUUGGUGAUCCAUCUGCUUGUGAUAUUCUCGAAAAAUAUAGCAAGGACUCUUGCAAGGAAAUCGCAGAGACAUGCCAACUAGCUCUUAGAAGAAUUCAAUGGGUGCAAGCUAGCGGCGACAAAACUGAGAGCCCGUACCAAAGCAUAGAUCCUACUGCCGCUGCAUCGUCUGAUAACGUUGAAGAGCUAGGGGCAACUCUUGUGGAUGCUAAGAAACCGUUAUGGGAUCGUUACGCGGCUAUGUUUAAACUACGUAAUAUCAAUACAGAUGCCUCCAUCAAAGCACUUGCUCAAGGUCUUUAUUGCGAAGAUAGUGCUUUAUUCCGACAUGAGGUUGCAUACGUUUUGGGACAAGCACAGUCUCCUGUGGCGAUCAAGGAGCUAAAAGAUCGUCUUACCUUGCUUUCAGAGAAUCACAUGGUACGCCACGAGUGCGCGGAAGCCCUCGGUGCUAUCGCCACUAAUGAAUGUACUGCAAUUUUACAAGAGUAUUUAGAGGACAAGGAGCGCGUUGUUCGCGAAAGCUGUGAAGUUGCAUUGGACAUGGCCGACUACGAGAACAGCGACGAGCUGCAGUAUGCUGCAGUUACUGUAUAAUGUAUGUACUGGGUCUUAUCUCGUGUAGACGUUGCUGCACAUUGCACGCUUAUUUUAUUUGUUGAUUGUUGUGUUUGACUUAAUCGCGAUAUUUUAUCGCUUGCCGGUGUAUGAGCUGAGUCGUUGUUUUGCAAAAUUGUUGUUGAUUCUUCCUUCCAAAGGCUAAUAAAAAUUGCUAAUG